Acanthoscelides obtectus is the source of this 2005-nucleotide messenger RNA. NCBI's taxonomy places the organism in Eukaryota, Metazoa, Arthropoda, Insecta, Coleoptera, Chrysomelidae. The record is from the annotation of a GenBank genome assembly.
GUGUUCGUGACAGCUGUCAGGUGGCUGUUGUAGAGCUACGUGUUUGUUUACACGUUUAAAGAAUUUUAUACAAUUUCCACGUAAGAGUUUUAUUACAUUACGGAUAUUAAUAAUAAUUAACGUAGGCUAUUGUUAGAGAUAAGCAAACAUAUCUGUUCCUUAUCUUCUGCUGAGUUAGAGUGUUAAAAGAUUCAGAAAUUCCUCUUACGAAGUUCAGAAAAUAGUCGCCAAAACUAUGUUGAAGGCAAUUAUAUUGAUUGGAGGGCCCCAAAAAGGGACUAGGUUCAGACCAUUAUCCUUAGAUACUCCAAAGCCCCUAUUCCCAGUAGCUGGUUUGCCUCUGAUACAACACCACAUUGAAGCAUGUGUUCAAAUGGAGGAUUUGAAAGAGAUCCUUCUCAUUGGAUUUUAUCCCAUGGCGCAGAUACAACCCUUUGUGAAUGAGAUGCAAAGCCAGUACAAGAUCAUUAUAAGAUAUCUACAAGAGUUUACAGCUCUGGGCACAGCUGGUGGGCUAUUUCACUUCAGAGAUCAAAUAAGGUGUGGAAAUCCUGAUGCAUUUUUUGUGCUUAAUGGAGAUGUCUGUGCUGAUUUUCCAUUGGCUGAAUUGUAUCAGUUUCACAAAGAACAACCUACCAAAUGUAACAACACUGCCCUGGUCACUAUAAUUGCUACAGAGGCUACAAGACAACAAAGUUUGAACUAUGGCUGCAUAGUCGUCAAUAAAGAUACUAUGGAAGUAACUCAUUAUGUGGAAAAGCCAAGUUCAUAUGUUUCAUCUUUGAUAAAUUGUGGAAUUUAUGUAUUUUCACUUGAAAUAUUCCAAACUCUUGAAGAAAUGUUUAACAGAAAACAACAAAAGAUAUAUAGUAAUAUGAAUGGAAAUGGACCAACUGUAAAUGGUAACUCCCCACCUGGAAAUGAUCGUGAUGUAGGGUAUAUACAGUUAGAACAAGAAAUUUUGCAGCCCUUAUCAGGUAGUGGAAGGGUGUUUGCCAUGCCUGUUACAUCCUGGUGGUCACAACUAAAAACAGCAGGAGCGGCAAUAUAUGCGAAUAGACACUAUCUCCAGUUGUAUCGUAGGAAACAUCCUGAAAGACUAGCAAAGCCAUCUGGUGGUGGUGGAGAUGGAUGUACUAUCAUUCCUGACGUUCACAUUAAUUCAACAGCUUCAGUGCAUCAUACAGCUGUUGUAAGUUCACAGAAACUUCCAAUGCCAUGAUCUGACCUGUAAAGCUUGAGGAGGUUUAACCCCAAAUGAAAAAUGUGGCAACUGUGCGUCAGUUGCGUCUGACCGCGUCGUGUCACGGACUAUUUUAUAAUUAAUCGCUUGGAAAAAUACGAAUAUAAUUUCGUCGAAUUCCUUACCUGUGUCAACCAUGGAGAGCCUAGAACCCUAGAGAUUUGAAACUUGGGGCCCAAUGUGAGUAUCGGUCCAGGAGUAGUGGUAGGAGCAGGCGUUAGGAUCAAAGAAAGUAUUGUACUGGCCAAUGCUAUCAUUGAAGAAAGAAGUCUUGUACUACAUAGCAUCAUAGGAAAAAAUUCUCGGAUAGGAAAAUGGGCCAGAGUGGAAGGUACUGCUACAGAUCCAGACCCAAAUAAACCAUUCGCGAAAAUGGACAAUCUGCCACUGUUUAGCACUGAAGGAAAACUCAACCCUUCAAUCACAAUCCUAGGGUGUUCGGUGAGUGUUUCAGCAGAAACGGUUCUUUUAAACUCUGUUGUACUGCCUAACAAGGAACUCUCAAGAAGCAUCAAGAAUGAAAUCAUUUUAUAAUUUUUUACAUAUUUAUUUUGCAUCAAGAAAUAUAUUCUAUUAGGGAAGAUCUUCAAAUUAAUAGUAAAGCAAAACUUAUGUGGAACUUUUGCCAGAAUAUUAUUAUAUAUAAUGAAUUUAUUUUUAAAAAUAUAUAUACUUUGGUUAUAUUAUUUACAUAUUUUAUGUAUGUUUUUUGUAUCUCAUAUUUUUUAUAUUUCUUCAUAUUUUUAAAAUGCAACGUAUCCA